CCGUCACCGAGCUCGGAUCUUGGGCGGUCGGUAAGCGAGGGAACCCCGUUUAAUUGCACCAAGUCCAAAGUACACCCAAACACAGUCCCAUUAACCUAGACGCGUGUCUAAUCACCACCCAAACACCAUGAUAUCGACGAUAUCGGAACUCAUUAUAGCGGCACUUGUUGCGGUGGUUGCGUCGUUAGUGAUAAGAUACGUUCGCUAUCGUCCAUCGGAUCGCUUUCCACCUGGACCACCGCGUGUGCCACUCCUCGGUAGCUAUCCUUUCCUGCUGGCCCUGAACUAUCGUCAUCUGCAUCGGGCCGCUGCUAGGUUGAGUGAGCUGUACCGCAGCAAUGUGAUCGGACUGCAUCUGGGCCCGUUGCCGGCCGUGAUCGUGAACGAUCAUUCGCUCGUUCGUCAGGUGUUACAGCGCAGUGAGUUCGAUGGUAGACCGGACCUGUUCCUAGCACGGCUACGCGAUGAGCGGUACGCAAGACGAGGCAUCUUCUUCACGGACGGGGAAAGUUGGCGAGAGCAGAGGAAAUUUUUCCUCAAAACCCUACACGAAUACGGAUUCGGACGGCGGAACGACACGGUAGAGCAGGAUCUCGAAUCGGGGCUGACGGAGCUGAUCAGCCUACUGAAGGAGGGCCCAAAACAUGAACAUGAGAAACCGUUGCUGAACGAGGCAGGCUAUGCCCGUUGCCCACAGCUCUUCUUUGCCCUUUUCUCUAACGUUAUGCUGCGCAUGCUGACUGCGUCACGAUUGGAGCGCGAAGAUCAAGCGGUACUCUUCGACGUUGGUGCCAACUCGCUCGCUUUCCAUCGUCAGGGUGACGAUUACGGUUUGGCACUUAGCUACGUACCCUGGAUACGCCACAUUCUCCCUGGCUUUAGUCGCUACCGAGUGCUGCGUGAAGUAAACCAGAGGGCCAACGCAGUCAUCCAAUCGCUGGCGGAACAAUGCGAGAAAACAUACAACGAAGCCGAUAUCCGGUGCUUCAUCGAUGCGUACAUACGGGAAAUCCGGCGCACCGGAUGUAACGUUACCACGGGAACGGAUUGCUUUGGAUUCGAAUAUGAUCAACUUGUGAUCGGUUGUGCUGACUUCCUUGUACCAGCAUUCUCGGCCAUCCCGGCCAAACUGGGAUUGAUCCUGCAGCGUUUAGUAUCGCAACCGGCGACCGUUACACGAAUGCAAACCGAAAUCGAGCAAUCGGUUGGACAAGCAAGGUUACCGCGUGUCGAAGAUCGUACCAGUCUGCCGUUCUGUGAGGCGGUGAUACGGGAAGCACUUCGUAUUGAUACACUGGUACCAUCCGGCAUACCGCAUGUGACCACGCAGGAUACAGAGCUGGCCGGUUAUCAGCUACCGAAGGGUACGCUAGUGAUCAAUGGAUUGGAUUUCGUUAACCAUCAGGAGGAUGUUUUUUCGAAGCCUCACGAAUUCCAACCGGAACGGUUUCUCGAUGCCGACGGAAAGCUGUCGCUGGAACUGGACAAAUCCAUCCCAUUCGGCGCCGGUCAUCGGGUGUGCGCUGGUGAAACGUUUGCCCGGAAUGCUCUCUUCAUCACGAUCACAACACUCGUGCAGCAGUUCAACAUUGCCACCGAGCUGCCACCAGAUCCGCGGCAGCAUCUUACCGGUGUGAUUCGUACGGCGCCGGAUUAUUGGAUUAAAUUUAUUUCACCCCCCCCGCCAAAGGCAGCAGAUAGAAAGACUAUCAGGCUUAUAAAAAGGCACCAUCUCGCACGGAACCGGUUCAGUAGUCACGGCAAGAUGUUUGUGACAACAAGUACGCUCCUCUGGGGCACCGUCGUUGCACUGGUGCUCUAUCGAUUGUUCCGCUCAGCGUUUAACCCCCGGCCAAGCAAGUUUCCUCCCGGACCACCGAAUCUCCCAUUCCUGGAGGGUUACGGUGUGAUGCUACUGGUCAACAACCAGCAUCUGCACAAAGCCGCAACGACACUGUGUAACUUCUAUCGCACCAAGUUGCUAGGUCUCUCGCUCGUCGGCUAUACGACGGUGGUCGUUAACGAUCUGCGAGUGGCGCGUGAAGUGCUGAACCGCAAGGAGUUCGACGGUCGACCUGAUCUCUUUUUGGCCCGGUUGCGGGACAAAAACUUUAACCUGCGCGGCAUUUUCUUCACCGAUGGCCCGAGCUGGAAGGAGCAGCGCUGGUUCAUCUUGCGCUUUCUGCGUGACUACGGAUUCGGGCGCCGCUUUCCCGAGCACGAGGCGGAAGUGAACAGUGAGCUGCUCAGCUUGAUCGAGAUGCUAAAGGCUGGGCCAAAGUAUGAGCACGAGAAAACCAUCUUCAAGGAUGGCUACGUCAAGUGUCCGAACGUGCUGUUUGCCACCUUUGCCAACGCGUUCCUGCAGAUAGUGACGGGUGAUCGGUUUGCACGCGAGGAAUGCGGUCCCCUUUACGAAACGGGCAGCGCUGCGAUGGUUUUCCAACGAAAAGGCGAUGACUACGGUACCAUACUGAGCUACUACCCGUGGUUGCGCUAUGUGUAUCCCUUUUCCCGAACAUAUCAAUCCCUGCGCGAUGCCAGCAUGAAAGUGAAUGCCUUCAUAGAGUCAGUCAUCAACAAGUAUCGCGAAACGUACGAUGAAGCGCACGUCCGCUGCUUCCUCGAUCUGUACUUCCGUGAGAUGCACAAAACAACUCCACCAAAGGAUGAGAAAGAGUUUUCCUUUCAGCUCGACCAGCUGAUCCUGGGGCUGGUGGACUUUUUCUUUCCAGCCAUCUCGGGAGCCACCACGCAGGUGGCGCUACUGUUGGAACGAUUAUUGCUCAAUCCGCACGUGAUUAAACGGAUGCAGGAGGAAAUCGAUCAAGUUGUAGGGCAGGGUCGGCUACCUACGCUAGACGAUCGUAUCGAACUCCCGUACACGGAGGCUACGCUUCGGGAAGGGAUGCGCAUCGAUACACUAGUGCCCUCGGGGAUCGCACACCGGACACAAACGGAUGCCACGCUACAAGGAUACGAGCUGCCCAAGGAUUCCUUAGUCGUCAUCGGUAUGGAUGCGAUGCACAAUCAGAAGGAGUACUGGGGCGAUCCGGAAACGUUCCGCCCCGAGCGGUUUCUCGAUGAGAACGGUAAACUGUGCCUGGCCAAAGACAUGUCACUUCCCUUCGGUGCAGGCAAGCGGCUCUGUGCCGGUGAAACGUUCGCCCGAAACAUCAUGUUUCUGACACUGGCCGCGCUCAUGCAGAACUUUAACAUUCGCCAGCCACCAUCCGAUCGGUUGCCCGAUGUGUCGAAGCGUUUGACCGGUGUAAUCGUUACGCCACGGGACUACUGGUUGCGGUUUGAACCGCGAUAGAUCAGAGCUAGCGACCAAAAUGAAGAGCUUUCAAACAAACUUAUAUGUUUAUGGUUUACUUAUAUGAAAACCAUUUUAAAAGAGACAUUCAUUAAACACUUAUCUAUCGGCUAUAUGAAAGGUCCAGUAAUGCCGUGGGGAUAAUAUAAUUUUUCGCACGGUUCACAAACAAUAAAUAAUUGCUUUAAUCUA
Messenger RNA from Anopheles aquasalis, 3511 nucleotides. RefSeq lists its product as uncharacterized. Gene Ontology annotation, cellular component: intracellular membrane-bounded organelle; cytoplasm. Lineage: Eukaryota; Metazoa; Arthropoda; Insecta; Diptera; Culicidae. Gene Ontology annotation, molecular function: oxidoreductase activity, acting on paired donors, with incorporation or reduction of molecular oxygen, reduced flavin or flavoprotein as one donor, and incorporation of one atom of oxygen; steroid hydroxylase activity; iron ion binding. The record is from RefSeq and is a predicted model, not a curated record. Gene Ontology annotation, biological process: xenobiotic metabolic process.